This is a messenger RNA of Girardinichthys multiradiatus, 5340 nucleotides long. RefSeq names its product sema domain, immunoglobulin domain (Ig), short basic domain, secreted, (semaphorin) 3bl (gene sema3g). Lineage: Eukaryota; Metazoa; Chordata; Actinopteri; Cyprinodontiformes; Goodeidae. Gene Ontology annotation, molecular function: semaphorin receptor binding; chemorepellent activity. The coding region runs from base 278 to 2626 and encodes 782 amino acids. Gene Ontology annotation, biological process: axon guidance; positive regulation of cell migration; negative chemotaxis. The record is from RefSeq and is a predicted model, not a curated record. The transcript has 16 exons.
UUUCUCUCUCUCUGCUGAAAAGGCGUGGAAGAGACUUCUGAUGAGCAGCUGUGGGAACUGAGCAUUCAGACCAGAGUCAGUGAAUCUGCUCAGCAGCUCUACCAGAGCGGCAGUCAUUCAACAAAGAGGACAGUUCGUCUUAAGACGCUCUGGGAAUUAACACACCAUCAAGAUCAAACACCUUGAUGUGAAGGAUCAAGCUAAAAUUUCCCUUGGACUUUUGACUUUUAGUCAAAGAAAAUCUUAUUGAGAAGGAGAAGCGCAUCUUUUAACAAAGAUGGGAUUUAUCCAUUUCUUCUUCAACAUAAUCGUGGUAACCCUGCUUGUAACCAGCGUCUGUGCGACCAAAAUAAACGUGCCACGGCUGAGACUCUCCUAUAAAGAUCUGCUGUCCACCAACAGGUCAUCCAUCUUCAGUGGCCAUGAUGGCCAGCUCUCUCUCAGUGCUAUCUUUCUUGAUGAGUACCGCGAUCGGCUCUUCCUGGGUGGUAAAGAUGUCCUGUACUCUCUCAUGCUGAGUCCCGUCAGCAGCGAAUCCAAAGAGAUCCACUGGCCUCCUUUACCUGGAAACAGAGAAGACUGCAUUCAGAAAGGGAAGGAACAGACGGAGUGUGCCAACUUUGUUCGCCUUCUGCAGCCAUACAAUCGCACUCACCUAUUGGCCUGUGGUACUGGUGCCUUCCAGCCCAUGUGUGCCUUCAUCUAUGUGGGCCACAGAGGAGAGCACGUGUUCACCAUGAACCCACUGAAUGUGGAGAGUGGACGAGAGAAGGUUCCACAUGACCCCAGCUUCCCGUUUGCGAGCACCUUUAGCGGUGGGGAGUUAUACACGGGACUGACAGCAGAUUUUCUGGGAAGAGACUCUGUGAUCUUCAGGAGCAUUGGAGGUCACACCACCAUGAGAACAGAGACUGACCAAAAACUUCUUCAUGACCCUCGGUUCAUCGCUGCUCACCUCAUCCCAGAUAAUGAUGACAGGGACGAUGAUAAAGUGUAUUUUUUCUUUACCGAGAAGGCCUCCGAGGGAAGGGACAGGGAGGAGGCCAUCUAUACACGAGUUGGACGAGUGUGUGUGAAUGAUGUUGGAGGACAAAGAGUUCUAGUCAAUAAGUGGAGCACGUUCAUAAAAGCCAGGCUGGUCUGUUCUGUACCUGGACCUCAUGGCAUCGACACGCACUUCAACCAGCUUGAGGAUGUUUUCCUGCUGCGGACUAAGGAUGAAAGAAACCCAGAUGUCUAUGCAAUUUUCAGCACUAUCAGUAAUGUCUUCCAGGGUUUUGCUGUAUGUGUUUACCAUAUGGCUGACAUCAGAGAAGCUUUCAAUGGACCCUUUGCUCACAAAGAGGGUCCUAACUACCAGUGGGGUGCCUAUGAAGGCAGAAUGCCUUAUCCAAGACCAGGCGUUUGCCCCAGUAAAAUCACCAACCAGCCCGGCAAAGAGUUUGGCAGCACAAAGGACUUCCCUGACUCAGUGCUGCAGUUUGCCCGCAGCCACCCGCUGAUGUGGCGGCCGGUGCUGCCAGCCCUUCGUCAGCCUGUGCUGGUGAAAGUCAACAUUCCCUACAAGCUGAAACAAAUUGUGGUUGACAGAGUUGAAGCAGAGGAUGGGCAGUAUGAUGUCAUGUUCAUUGGGACAGAUGUUGGCACAGUCUUAAAGGUCAUUUCCCUGCAUAGUGGAAACAGUCUGGAAACAGAGGAGGUCACACUAGAGGAGCUACAAGUCUUUAAAGUACCAUUGCCAAUUACUUCAAUGGAUAUAUCUGUAAAAAGGCAAACCUUAUAUGUGGGCUCUCCAGCAGGUGUGGUGCAGGUGAAGCUGCAUCGCUGUGAGACUUAUGGGAAAGCCUGUGCCGAGUGCUGCCUUGCCAGAGAUCCUUACUGUGCAUGGGACGGAUCAUCCUGCGCACGAUUUGUUCCUAACAGCAAGCGGCGCUUCCGCAGACAAGACGUCAAACAUGGAAAUGCUGUGGUACAGUGUGUGGAUCAGAAUGUUAGCGACGUGGAUGUGACUGAGGACAAAGUUGUAUAUGGAACAGAGAAAAACAGCACCUUCCUAGAGUGUGUCCCUCGCUCACCGCAAGCUUCCAUCACCUGGCUUGUCCAACGCGACGACCGCAAGGAAGAGGUGAAGCUGGAUGACCGUGUGAUGUCAACAGAUCAGGGUCUACUGUUUCGUCAUCUCUUUCGUCAGGAUGAAGGUGUGUACAUCUGCCGCUCUCGAGAGCACGGCUUCACGCAAACCCUUGCCCACAUCACCCUUCAGGUUCUCCAGGGGGACACCGUGGAUGCGCUCAUUGCACGUGACGGCGCCGGCAUAUCUGACACAUUCAAAGACCGGUCCCCAGGAAACCACAGGCCCUGGAUGCCUUGCAGCACAUACAGCAGGGUUCAAAUCGGCCAGUCACGCACAUGGUUUAAGGACAUCAUGCAGCUCAUUGGACCGUCUAAUCUGCCUCACAUUGAGGAGUACUGUGAGAGAAUGUGGUGCAACGACAAGAUCCGCAAGAAACACAAGAGCAUGCUGGAAAAAUAUCGCCAGGCUCAGGAGAGUGCCAGGAAGGCACGCAGCAAAGGAUCUGGAGAACGCAACCGGACACCACGAGACCUGAGAGGACAGGAGGAGUAACAAGGAAAAAUCUGAAGAGAUUAAAUCAAAGAGAAAAAAAAGAUCCUUCAGUUUAGGUUUGUGUCAGGAUGGUUUUGGGAGCCAAAUCAAAGACUGACUUUGUCCAUCAGUGUAUGAGAAUUUGGUGGUUUGGUUUGCAGUAAAUGAAUAAAAUUUUUGCAUUUCAAUGGGAAACAAACAAGCAAAAAUAAGUAGAAUUAAUUCAUUUGAGUAUUUGACAGUAAGCCAUUUUAAUAAAGUUUGUAGGGGCAUGUGAAAGUCAUGGACCUGGCUGUCAGUAAAGACUAAGACAUUAACAACAAAAGGUAACAAGAUUGCUGGACCAUUCAAAAAGGAUGGUAUGUUAAUUAUAUUCCUGGGAUGCUUUUUGAAGUUAGAUUUACCAAGACUUUCUUCGCUCAUAUCAUUCUGUUUUAAUGUUACUGUGAUAGAUAUUUUCAUAGCAUUCUUCACAAAAAAUUUAACAAACUUUGCAAACCUCCGAUUUAUAAAACAAGUGCAUGUCUGUGGGAUUACUUUGCUCAUAGCUGACCUUGAUUCAUGUUUGCUUUUUAUCCCAAGUGUCUUAUGUUUGCCAAUAUUAAACUGUUCAUUGAAUUUUGGUAAAACAUCUCUGAAACGCUCAUGCACCACUCUCCCAUUAAUGUAUGUCUUUCACAUGACCUAAUCAAUGAAUUAGUUUCAUUAUACAUUUAAUGCUUGAUAUUUUAUACCCUCGGAUUAAAUGAAAUGUCUGUCAACUACAACGCUGAACGCAAAAGCUCAACCAACUCAAACCUUCUAUGAGAAGACUGUUGAUGGUCCAACGGAUUAAACAUACAUGGCUUUAUUUUUACUGCUGUGGGAUUAACUUUUCUUUAAACACCAGAUAAAGAUCAAAAGCCCAACUUACCAACACAAAGAUGGAAAAUUCUCUGCGGCAUAUUUGCUUGGUUAAACAACUGUAACAUCUCUUGACACAUGCACAGAAAAAACACUCUACCAAAAUCAUGUGAACAUCGUGAAUGUGCUGCCAAAGGGAAUCUCAACAAUUAAACUUGGGACCUCCAAAGAAGUGCUUUGGUGUCUGGCACAGAGAUGUUCUGCAUAUAUUUGGGUUCCCAUGGGCUACAAGCGUAUAUCAACUUUGGACCUGGCUUUGAUGCCCUACAGUGCUAUGGAUCCUAUGCAGAGCUGAUGAAAGGGGGUUAAAGGUUCAGUCAGUUAUUUGGGUUUUUGAAUGAGUUCAGUGAGCAGGACAUUGUCCAGUUGCAUGCAGCUUUUAGAAUACCAUUGCCAUCUGCUUUUAGCCCAGUCUAUUCCAUUGUUUUGAUGGAUGUUACAACCUAACUGACACAAAGCUUCCCAACAUAACAUGGUGUUGUGUUGCUUUAAUGCAUUACACAUUAGGGCCAAUGCUAUUAAGGUUUUUGGCCUGUUGGCAUGUUUAGGAACCAUGUUAAUUACAUUGAGGUGUAUGCUUGUUCUCUGUAUUUUUGUAUUUUUUAACCAUCUAUUUUCAUUAUUUUUGCAUUUUUAACUAUGUUUAUGCAGCAAAUGUGUAUUAUUGCCCUUCUUGAGACUUAUAUCUUAAGGGACGUUUUCAUUGAAACGACUGGUUUCUUAGGAAGAAAUCAUCAACUGUCAUCAAAUGUAAUGGUCAUGUUUUCUUGUGCUUUCCAUUUUGUAAAUGCUACUUUUUGUUUUUUGAACAAUGAAUUAUCUAAUAUCUGUUGUGUAAAUCUAUUUUUUAAAUAUGACUUUUGUGCUUUUUAACUUAAACCAGAACAGAUCCACCAUUGUAAAAUCAACCUAGAUUUAAAGUGGAAUAGCGGAGAUAGAAGAUAUACCAAAUCAAUAGAUGAAUUGAGAAUUAAAUUAAUAAGCCUUUACUUUGAAAUGAUAAUAAAAAAACUGAUUUGAAAAAGAAAUAUUUUACACUCCUUUAAACCUAGCAAUAAAAUUAAUUUGGUCUCUGUCCUUUAGAAACUGUAGGAUAUAUAUAUAUAUAUAUAUAUUAUCUUUAGUUUACAUCAGGUACAACAUGCAAGAAACAUGUCAGGAAGGAUUAAUCUUUGUUUUUAUGUAUACACAUAAAAACAAGAUUUAAACAGGAAAACAUUUUUUUUUUAAACAGAUCUGUGAAAAUAUUUAUGUAUAUUGCUUACUAAAAGCCAUACCAGUAUUUCAUUAAUAUAAACCACAAACAAAGGCAACAUAAAUUACAAUUAUGUUGUAGCUCGCUUGAGUAAUUCAUUUCUCAAAGUAAAAGCCAAAAUAGGGACAAUAAGGAACAGAGCAAUGAGUUAAAAAGUUAAAAAGAAAGGUACUAUAUGCAUUAAAUGCUAUUUAAAACUCCUGAAAGUCUUGCAAUUUACUGUCCUUAAUUUUCUAUAAACUGUCCCUUUCUAUUAACACUUUUUAUUCUGGUUUGUAGAGCACAACAAAGGAUAUGUGCUAGCUAUGAGACAUGGUGUAAAGAUCGAUCAAUAUCUGUACCCAAACAGACAUAAAAAUACUGUUAAAUUAAGUGUUUUGUAAGUUUUGUUCAUAUAACGUAUUAAUAUGAUCUUCUAAUUUUCUGAACUGUGAUCUGCUGACAUCAAAUAACCUAAUACCUGCUGAUGCAACUGUUAUGUGUGCAAAAGUUGUGUGAAUGUGUUUAAACAAAAUUUUCCAUUUUAAAACAGAACUUCCAGAAAUAAACACUCACUUGGCAGUGCUUUGACACUGAA